GGCGCAAUCACCGCCAGUCGGAUGCUGCGCUGCGAGUGUGUUGGUUGUGUCGCGCGAUGGCGCUGCUGUAGCGUUUCGUGACGGGGUCCCGUGUGUUACAUAAUUUAUCUGUUGGGGCUUGUCCGCUGCCGCGGAAUUGUGGGUGGUGCGAGGUUUCCGGGACGGAUUGAAACGAAGAAGACGUCGACGGAGACGACGUUUGAUUUGUGUCCUCUGGACGGGAAAAGGCGACACUUUUGACAACUGAUAAGGGAGAGGCUGGUUCUACUUUUUGCUGCGCUGCAGAGCAAUAUCAAGAAAACGAACACACACACAUAAUGAUAGAGAUUGCGAACGGACACACAGACACACACAUGUGACGCUCCCGUGUGAUGUGCUUUGCUGUUGCAGCAUUUAAGGCGCUGCCAUUAUAGCAGCCUAGUUAGAGGAAUCAAAGUCGAGCGAACGUGUGUGUGAACAUCACACAGAGAGCAGCAAAAGGGAGGAGGCUGCGAAGAAGAAGAAGAAGCUGUGUGACAGAGUCACACUGAAGGAAGAGUAGAGAGACGAGGGCAAGGGCAAACGAGGAGAAAUUUUCGCCUUUCAACUUUCUUCUUUUUGCCGUCGUCGUCGCACCAGAGGGCGACACACACAAAAGAAGGACGUUUCGUUUCGUUUUUGUGUGUUGCGCCCAGAGUUCUGCAAAAAGCGGAGCAGCGCACAAAGUCGAAGGUGGAAGAUUUUCGGUUCCGUCGCGCCCGGAGCGAUCCGUAUCGGGAAGUGAGUGUGUACUUUCGGGGCUGGGAUGUGGCCACUGUGCAAAAUGGUUGUGAAAAACGGCUUCUAGAGGGAGCAGCAGCAGCAGGACGGUGGCGCCCUCGGCAGCCAAGAGAGAGAGGGCGCAGCGCGACGAUGAAUUUAUAAGUGAAAAAGGAAAUACGCCCAUUUCUGAUAUUUCCGUUUUUUGCCUGCCUGGGCUGGCGCUGGCUGGCGGAUGCUGGUGUCGGAUGCAAAAACAGGUGCCGUUGUGUCGAGUAUCGAUGAAAAUUGGAAUCAAAUUAGCAGGGAAAAUGAAUUUAUUGCUCGCUUCCGUGCUGGUGCUGGUGCUGCUGUGCGGUUGCCUACCUCCGGGCGUCGAACCAAAGAGCUACAAGGCGACCCCGAACCGAGGCAGUGGCAUCAGCAUAGGGGGCAGCAGCAGCAACAGCAAUAGCAAUAGCAAUGGCAGCGAGGGCGGCCGCGGCUCGUCCAGCUCGCGGACCGCCGCCACCAACACCCGGAACCAGCUGAACGUGGGCCUGCUGGUGCCGCACACCAACUUUGGCCGCCGGGACUACCUCCGGUCGAUCAAUACCGCCGUGAUGGGCCUGCAGAAGGGGCGUGGACCCAAGCUGACGUUCCUGAAGGACCACGAGUUUCAAACGUCCAACAUACACUUUGACAUGAUGUCGCUGACGCCGAGCCCCACAGCCAUCCUGAACACGCUGUGCAAGGAGUUCCUGCACGCGAACGUGUCCGCCAUCCUGUACAUGAUGAACUACGAGUCGUACGGGCGCAGCACCGCCUCCGCGCAGUACUUCCUCCAGCUCGCGGGCUACCUCGGCAUCCCCGUCAUCUCGUGGAACGCCGACAACUCCGGGCUGGAACGGCGCGCGUCCCAGUCGGCGCUGCAGCUGCAGCUGGCCCCGAGUAUUGAACAUCAGAGUGCGGCCAUGCUGAGCAUUCUGGAGCGGUACAAGUGGCACCAGUUCUCGGUGGUCACGUCCCAGAUCGCCGGUCACGACGACUUUGUGCAGGCGGUGCGCGAGCAGGUCGCCGCCAUGGAUCACUUCAAGUUCACCAUCCUGAACUCGAUCAUCGUGUCGCGGCCGAUCAACCUGGUCGAGCUGGUGAACAGCGAGGCGCGGGUGAUGCUGCUGUACUGCACGAAGGACGAGGCGGUGGACAUUUUGAAGGCGGCCGAGGAGUUGCACAUUACGGGCGAGAACUACGUGUGGGUCGUGACGCAGAGUGUGAUCGAGAACAUGCAGGCGCCGACGCAGUUUCCGAUGGGGAUGCUGGGGGUGCACUUUGACACGUCUUCGAGUGCGCUGCUGAACGAGAUAUCGAACGCGAUCCGGGUGUACGCGUACGGGGUGGAGUAUUAUCUGAGUGAUCCGAAGAACGCGGGCAGGGGGCUGGACACGCACUUUUUGAGUUGUGAGGAUGAGGGACGGGGUCGGUGGGAUAAUGGGGAGGUGUUUUUCAAGUAUUUGAGGAAUGUCUCGUUGGAGGGGGAACCGAACAGGCCGAAUAUUGAGUUUACCGCGGACGGGGAUUUGAAGUGGGCGGAGCUGAAGAUCAUGAACUUGAGGCCGAGUGUGAACAGCAAGGGGUUGGUUUGGGAGGAGAUUGGGAUGUGGAAGUCGUGGCAGCAGCAGAAGCUGGACAUUAGGGACAUUGCGUGGCCGGGGAAUUCGCAUACGCCGCCGCAGGGAGUGCCGGAGAAGUUCCACCUGAAGAUUACGUUCUUGGAGGAAGCUCCGUACAUAAAUUUGUCGCCGGCGGAUCCGGUCAGCGGGAAGUGUCUGAUGGAUCGGGGAGUGUUGUGCCGGGUGGCGGCGGACCACGAGAUGACCGACAUCGACAUGGGGCAGGCGCACAAGAACGGGUCGUUCUACCAGUGUUGCAGUGGGUUCUGUAUUGACCUGCUGGAGAAGUUUGCCGAGGAAUUGGGCUUCACGUACGAGUUGGUGCGGGUGGAGGACGGUAAGUGGGGAACGCUGGAGAAUGGCAAGUGGAACGGGUUGAUUCACGAGUUGGUGAACCGGAAGACGGACAUGGUGUUGACGUCGCUGAUGAUCAACGCCGAGCGGGAAGCGGUAGCGGACUUUAGUGAACCCUUUAUGGAGACGGGAAUUGCGAUUGUGGUGGCGAAGCGGACGGGGAUUAUCUCGCCGACGGCCUUCCUGGAGCCGUUCGAUACGGCUUCGUGGAUGUUGGUGGGGAUCUUCGCGAUCCAAGCGGCCACCUUUAUGAUCUUUCUGUUUGAGUGGCUUUCGCCGAGCGGGUACGACAUGAAGACGGUGCUGCAGAACGCCAACAAUACGCCGUACCGGUUUUCGCUGUUCCGGACGUACUGGCUGGUGUGGGCCGUCCUGUUCCAGGCAGCCGUCCACGUGGACUCUCCGCGAGGCUUCACGUCCCGCUUCAUGACCAACGUGUGGGCUAUGUUUGCCGUGGUGUUUCUUGCUAUCUACACUGCCAACCUAGCGGCGUUCAUGAUAACCCGUGAAGAGUUCCACGAGUUUACCGGACUGGACGACACCCGGCUCUCCCAUCCGUUCUCCCACAAGCCGACCAUCAAGUUCGGCACGAUCCCCUGGAGCCACACGGACUCUACCAUCUCAAAGUACUUCAAAGAGAUGCACUACUACAUGAAGCAGUACAACAAAACAAGCGUCGCGGACGGUGUCGCAGCGGUCCUGAACGGCCAGAUGGACGCCUUCAUCUACGACGGAACCGUGCUCGACUACCUCGUCCAGCAGGACGAAGACUGCCGGCUGCUCACCGUCGGCCAGUGGUACGCCAUGACCGGUUACGGCCUAGCCUUCAGCCGCAACUCCAAAUACGUCCAAAUGUUCAACAAGCGACUGCUCGAAUUCCGCGCCAACGGAGAUCUGGAACGACUCCGGCGCUACUGGAUGACCGGAACGUGCCGACCCGGCAAGCAAGAGCACAAAUCCUCCGACCCGCUCGCCCUCGAGCAGUUCCUCUCCGCGUUUCUCCUCCUCAUGGCCGGCAUCCUCCUAGCAGCCCUGCUCCUACUCCUCGAACACCUCUACUUCAAGUACUUCCGCAAGCGGCUCGCGAAAAAGGACCGCGGCGGCUGCUGCGCCCUCAUCUCGCUCUCCAUGGGCAAAUCGCUCACGUUCCGCGGGGCCGUCUACGAGGCCACCGAAAUCAUCCGGAGACACCGCUGCAGCGACCCCAUCUGCGACACCCACCUGUGGAAGGUCAAGCACGAGCUGGACAUGACCCGGUUGCGCAACACCCAGCUCGAGAAAGCGCUGGACGCGCACGGCAUCAAGCCGCCCCAGAUCAAGAUGGCCUCCACGAACGACAUUAUCGGCGCCGGCCGGCGCGAACAGUUCGCGAACCGCCCGGGCGUCCUCGGCAACCUGAGCAUCGGCGGGAGCGCCCAAGAUCUGUACCGCUGGACGUACAAGACGGAAAUCGCCGAGAUGGAAACGGUGCUGUAAGCACCGCUCGCCCAAGGAAUUGUUCUCUACCCGUGUAAACAAUUACCACCUACUACUAAACCCACCCCCGGCAAUACAGAGAAGGAGAGAGGGAGAGCAUACAAUCUUUACCUAUACACAAGUAAACCUCUCUCUCCAACGUGACCGAGCUCCGCUCCGCCGCUCUGCGUAGUGCACACACACGCUGCUUCUCUUUGGCAAGUGUGUGUGUGCGUGAGGUUAGAAUGCUGGGAGAACACAACACACAAACAGGUAGCGAAACAAUAGAACAGCCAGCCAAUCAUCAACACUAGUUCAGCAAAACAAACAACAACGGAAAGGAUUGACGCCGCGACCCCCCCUCAGAGUGAUAGACGCCAUUUUGAUGAGUGACUGCGUCACUCAUCGCGCUCAGCAGUCGUCGAAAAAACAAGGUGAAGAAAGAAGGGAAGAGUUGAACUUUGAGUGUUGUCUCGUUGGAUGAAGCUGUCAAACGUUCGACGCGUCAAGGCGAAAUAUGAUCAAGGUAAGGUAGCUGUCAAAUGCUUGGGGUUGGGGUUGCACGCUGACAACUUGUUCGAACGAGAGAGCGAUCAAAGUUCAGCUAAAAAGGAUAACGAACGGAUUAUGUUCAUUUCAUAAACUACUGAAACACACUGUCCACAACAAUUUAGGAAAAGUUGAAAGUUGAUAAAAAACGAGAAAGGUAUAUUAACGAAUGUAGCGCAAAAAGAUGGAUAAAGUUGUUGAACUUAUUUACUAGUUUUACUAUUUACCGUUAUAGCGAUAUAAGAAGUUUAUUAUAUGAGUAUACAUUCGAGCAGAACAAAAAACUCAUGCCAUGAAAAAGUGAGCGAUUGAAUUUUAAAUCACUCAAACAUCCAAACGAAACCAGACAGUCCAAAGUACACAGCUCCACUACAAUCAAGAAUUUAUAUUUUCGCUACUUUUUAACCGAAACAAGAAAUGCAUUUCCAUUAAUUUUUAAACAUUUUAAAUAAGUUUAAACGAAGUCAUUUUUAAUCAAAUUUACAAAAUUGAGUACAAAGCAUGAAAACAAACCAAAAUCGCUACAGAUAUUAAGUUUUGAAACUUGUUUUAAUCCAAGUAGCCCGAAAACGCAAGAGUCGCAGCUUACCAAGAUUGGCCAGGAACGAGCAUGAACAGAAAAAAAACAAAAACAACAACAAACCAGAACUAGGUUAGGUGGAGUGGAGUUUACUAUAAUACUUUGACGUUUUACGCUUAUUAUAUCUAAACACAAAACAAAAUAACUCAAACCCGUUGAAUGAGACGCGAAGAAGCGAAGCCCGCGCGCAGAUUCGAAAACCAAAACAACAAAGGAAAAAAGUAAACAAAAACAAAAAUAAACAACGCGUACUAGCACUUAGCAGUUCAUUCAAUAAACUCCAAAAGUAAGGUGGAAAAAAAAAAUAGAGAGAAUUCAGAAGCAUUAUUAAUAUUAAACACUUGAACCUACCUAAAAGACGUAUUGCAAUUUAACACACACUUCAAAAAGGGAAAGAAAAGAGAGAAGGUGAAAAACACAAACAGUACUAAAUCGAGUAAUUGAGUGGUUUUUAAUAAAAAAAAAAUAUAAAAAAGGUGGAAAUAAACAGUUAACUUUAUAGAAAACGUAUAAAAAAAUGUGGAGGAAAACAAAUGCCGCGCGCAGAACAAAAACUUGGUCUGGGUUGCGUUCGGGCAUUUUGCAGAUUUCAAUAAACGUACAGGUUAUGUUUAAAAAAAUAAUUAAUGAUAAGGAAACCAAAACAAAACAAAAAAAAACAGUAAUUCUAGCGACGGAAACUUAAUUAUUAUAAAAUGGCCUAAUGAAUACACGUGACGAGAUAUGUAAGCCAAAGAACACUUUUUUAACUAGAACAAAGCAAACGAGACGCGAUUCGACGAGGAAAAUACUGACCACAGGACGACACACAACACGAAACAAAACAAAAAACAAACUAUAUUACCAGUAAGGAGAAAUUAAACAAAAAAAAAAAGAUAAAACAAAUGUGAAUGUGAGAAGGAAAAAAAGAUUGACGCAGUGAAACUGAAAUCAAAAGAGUAACAAACCAAACCAAGAAAGAGAAUGGGAGAGAGGAGAGAAAGAAGAAACAAACAAAAAACUUUACUUAAUGGGAGGAUUUUGCGUUGAUUCCUUCGUGUACUCAAACUGCAAGGUGAACAAACUCGGUUACGUUACUAACAAAUCGGUUAACAUUUUUUAAAUGAAGAUGCAAUUGAGCGAGAGAGCUGGACGAGAAUUGAGAGAGCGAAGAAGCAAAAGAGAGUGCGGGAUCGAACGAGAGAGCGAGAGUGAGAGCGCGUGAACAAGCAGAGAGAGAGAUGUCGCAAAAAACUAUUGUUCGUUGUAAACGCAUACAUUCACACUAACACACUAGAGCUAUCAUACUUGUUACACUUGCAAAACAAUAAAGAGGUUAACAGAGAGAGCAUCUAACGGAAAACAUCAACAACAACAAUCGUAGCGUGGAUUGCACCCCACACAAAAAAAAAAACAGCACUCACACUUGCGUCAGCCAUUUGGAAAUGUUUUGAAAUGUCAGCUGUUUCGGUUUCAUUCGUGUUCGUAGAACGAAAACAAAAAAAAGAAGGUAAACAAUGCUGCAGCGAAUGUCAGUUUCCAGCGUCGCGCAUGGUAAACAAUAACAACAACAAAUAAUGUUAUCAUUGCUUAGUGUGGUGUUUAGUGCAAAAAGUGGUUUGUUUCCGCUGUAUUUGUUAAAACUCUUUUGUGUGGACAUCGCAGCAACCAUCGCGAACGCGUGUUUUGUAGCUAUGCAAAAAGUUGUUGUUGUCAUGCCAACCUUAAAAUUUCAUGUCUUCUCUCCUUGACGGAAUCGAGUGCAGUGCCAGAAGUUUGCGAGUGAUUUUGUUUGUUGUAGAAAUUUGAUGGUUUGUUAGAUGAGCUGGAUUUUUAAAAAUAAUAAGCAUACUCUUCGAUGUUGGCUGAUGCAAGAAGUGAUAUGUUUAAACGUCAAACUAUACAAAAUUGCUGUUGGAUCUUCUCCGGGAGAGAUCCGAAAAAAGAUCCAGUAGCAAUUUGUACUGAUGUGACGUUUGCUGAGGGUGCAAAAGACAAUUGCGCUACUUCGUCAAACGUCAAAAUUGAGUUGUCAAACUAAUUUUUACAUUUCAAUCUCAUUGUUCGAGGAUUUUCGAACAAGUGGUUUCGUUUCUUUGACAGCUGACAAGCUAAAAAGUGACCCCGUUCGUUUGACAACAGUUGGUGUCAAACCAUCGGGGUUUUAGUGUAGCUAUUUUGGAUUUGCUAAUUUGAAACCGCUCUGUAAAAAAAACAAAAACUUUAUUUCAAGCAAAUCAAUGCAAAAGGCCCUAUGCUGACGUGUAAACAAAGAGUCUAUUCUGCUCACGCUAAUUGAUGUUUACAUUAAGUUCGAACAGGAUAGACUCUUUGUUUACACUUUGACAUUGGCCCAAUAACAUUGUUUUGCUAGAUUUUCACUAAUCUGCGCACUACCUUCUCGCUCUAGUUGCAACGAUGCGUCGAAAAUGAAGUAGUAUUGGUGACAACUUGUUGCGCUCCUUGUUUUGACGUCUUCGUUAGCUCUUUUUGACAGCUAUAGAGUUAUGAAGUGUUUUUUUUGUUCGUUUCAAAUCUGUAUUUUUUUUAUUCUUUUUUGUUUAUGAUUUUUCCUGCAAAUUAAAUCCAGCUUAUCUGACAAACUAAACAAAUAAAGCUUAGGAUUUUAAUUUUAAAAACACGUGGACUGCCAACAUCGUUACCAAACCAAAUCGUUAAAGCCUAAGGUCAAACAGUUUUGACUCGAAGAGAAUGUCAGUUUCGAGAUUGUAUUUUCAGAAGAAUUUUGCAUCUUAAUUUUUAAUGAUUUUACCGAAAGAAAAAAACAUUGCGACUGCAGUAGAUCCUAAAAAACGGUUGUGUUUAUGCGUUUUUGAAACCUUAAUUUUGACACACUAGUUAGACACAGAAAUUGCAAACGAUUUUGUUGGCAUUAACAAAUUGUACGAACCAACAUGGCGUCUAAACGAAAAUUGCAUUCAAACCAGAGUUACUCACAAAUUAGUUGUGCGCGGAAACGGGGGGUCGAAAACCUGUAAGGAAAUGUGACGAGAUUAGAUUGUUUUAGGUAUUCCCGACUUUUAAAGGAAGAUAAACAAAAAAACAAAACCGAUGGUUAUUUGUAGAAAGAUGAAAACACAUGAAAAACGGUUGUCAAUUUAGAAGAGUUUUGAUUUUAUUUUUAUAAGAAUAUUCGUUAGCUUUGUUCGGUUCUUUGCGUACGAAGAACAACAUUUACACACAUAAAAGGAGAAGAACAUUGAAGCGUAGAGGACAUGACUGUUUCGAACAGAAAAAAAAAAACAAAAGAAAACCAUUUGCUCACCAAACAAAACAACACGUAAAAGAUUGAUUAGCGAAAGUUUAGCGCAUUUUGGGCGUGUGCGUGAGCGCGCAAAGAAAAAAUCUCACGCACACGCAUUUACACUCACACAUACAUACACACUAAAGCGCCAUCUGAUUGGUAAUCGUUGACAAAUAAUUUUUUAGCAUAAGAGGAAUCUGUUAAUUUUAGGGCGAAGCAAGCAACACGGUGUCGUUUUAUAUUCUAAUUAUUAGAGGAAAAUGAGAAAAAAAAGCAAAUCCGUUCCCCCCAUUUAAAACCAUGAAAACAAGCGUAAGCUUACGUCAAAAGAGUCGUUGAAAGAGUGUGUGUGAGUGAAUGCAAAAGGUGAGCGUUAGCCUUUUUUUCGGCGUGCUUCAUUUGACAGGUGACAGUGCGUUACCUCAGCGUUGAUUUGCAUUGGGCUGCUGCGCAACCAAGGUCAAGCAACAGUGAGGUAAGCUGCUGUCAAAUUUGGCACGCGGGGGGAAAAGAACAACGGAAUAUUGAUCUAAAAUGUAUUGGGAUGUGUUUUUACUAAGUGUUCAGUUGAGUUACACAAAUAUGUUCUAAAGAAAACUUGCAUAGAAUACACAAAAACACGUGCUGACGGAAACAGAAAGGUUAUCCAAGAAAGAGACGAAAUUGUUAUUAGAUUUAUAUACAGACACAUCAUUCGAUUGCUCAUCAUUAGUGAAAAGAAAAUCCCCGGUUUUAUAUUGCGUUAAGUUUAAUCAGCAAAAAGAAACUCCCAGAAGCAGAAGCAAAACGGCAAAAGUAAUAAGAAGAAUUGUAUAGAAAAAAAACAGCACUUGGAACCUUAUAAUAAAUGUUAACAUUAUUAGAGUAACGUAAUAUUAUUAUUAAAAAUUGAAUUAAACAAAGCAUAUAUUGAGCGUAGGAUAAUUUAAAUAACUAAUUUAAAGAAAAAGACACACAGAGAGAAUAUCUACAGAAACUGGAACGAAAAGAGAGAGAUGUUAAAUAAAAACGAAAAACACACGCCAAAAAAAGGAAUGUAGGUGUAAUAGUUUGAUAAAUCGUAUUUAAAAAAAGAAAAAAAGAACGAAACAAAAAAAACGUCGUCAACUAAUUAAACAUUGAGAAGAUAAACUAAACUAAACGAAACGCAUAGCCGCGACCUCGCGGCAAGAGUUGAGAAAUGGACAAUUUCUCAAAGCCUGCUGCGCAGCCGGGCAGAUAAUAACCCAAGGAUAAAAAUAAACUAUGUUUGUGUAUUUAAUUAAACCCAAAAUUAAAAAAGAAGAACGAACCACACACUCACACACACACACGUACACGGAAA
Molecule: messenger RNA, 9896 nt
Organism: Culex pipiens pallens (northern house mosquito)
Lineage: Eukaryota; Metazoa; Arthropoda; Insecta; Diptera; Culicidae
Gene: Nmdar2
Product: glutamate receptor ionotropic, NMDA 2B
Exons: 4
Coding region: 987-4220 (1077 amino acids)
Biological process (GO): monoatomic ion transport; modulation of chemical synaptic transmission; synaptic transmission, glutamatergic
Cellular component (GO): postsynaptic membrane; plasma membrane
Molecular function (GO): transmitter-gated monoatomic ion channel activity involved in regulation of postsynaptic membrane potential; NMDA glutamate receptor activity
Source: RefSeq, a predicted model, not a curated record